AUGACUCGAGGUCUAUCCACGCUAGCAGUGGAACUCUUCGAUGCAGGCGCAGUGAGACUUGGUGAUAUAGAGGCGAAGCUGGGUCGACACACUCCUAUAUACUUCGACUUAAGAGUCAUCGUUUCUCAUCCUAGAAUGAUGAACGCGGUAUCCCAACAACUCCUCACUUUAGCAUCAAAUAUUGAACACGACAUCUUGUGUGGCGUGCCGUACGCUGCACUACCCUUUGCCGCCGUCAUGUCAGUCACAGGAAACACACCAAUGAUAAUGAAGAGGAAAGAAACAAAACUGUAUGCGACCAAAAAGAUAAUAGAGGGCGUUUAUAACAGACACCAGAAAUGCCUCGUGGUUGAAGAUGUAGUGACCUCUGGCGGGAGUUUACUUGAAACAGUGUCAACGCUACGGAACGAAGGUUUGAGCGUAGAUCACGCUGUGGUAGUGCUGGACCGAGAACAAGGUGGCGCCAGUGUGCUGAAGGCGAAUGGAGUUAACGUGCAUGCACUUUUCACUAUGACAGAUCUUGUAACAAUUUUGAGAAACGCCGAGAGAAUUAACGAUGAAACUGUUGAAAUUGUGUCCGAUCAUAUCAAAGAGUGUCAAUUUGGAUUAAAAGAACCAUUGCAAAGAAUAACCGGAGAUGAAAACGGCCCGUAA
Pieris macdunnoughi is the source of this 654-nucleotide messenger RNA. NCBI's taxonomy places the organism in Eukaryota, Metazoa, Arthropoda, Insecta, Lepidoptera, Pieridae. The record is from the annotation of a GenBank genome assembly.